Diutina rugosa is the source of this 810-nucleotide messenger RNA. RefSeq lists its product as uncharacterized. The transcript has a single exon. The record is from RefSeq and is a predicted model, not a curated record. Lineage: Eukaryota; Fungi; Ascomycota; Pichiomycetes; Serinales; Debaryomycetaceae. Bases 1 to 810 code for a protein of 269 amino acids.
AUGGCGAACGAUAUUCUCAAUCCUCUCCCGCUUAAGAUCGCGACGGUGGCGUCGUUCUUGCUCCUGUUCUUUGGCGGGUUCAAGUACUUGUUGACCCCCAACCGCGACAUCGGCAACGACCCGUUUGACGUCGACGAGACGCCGUUCUCGGCGCUGCCCUUCCUCUUGUUCUGGUUCUGGACGGUGUUGUACGUCGUCCAGGUCGCGUUCAUCGUCCAGGCGUUUUUGCCGAUGGCGGCGGGCUUCUUGCUGAGAAUCCAGAUUUUCGGCCUUGUGGGCUGGCACUUUGUCAUCUUCAACGUGUUGCACUGGGGCUGGUUGGCGUUGUUUGCCCUGCGCCACUUUGUCCUUGCCUGGUUGGUGCUUCUCCUCAAUUUCGUCAACAUCUUGGUGUUGUACAUUUCCCACAAAACGUUUGCCAUCCGCCCGCUUGGCGCCUGGUUGCUCAUCCACGUCCCCGUGACGGCGUUGCCGUUCUCGUGGUUGUUCUUCGCCAUCUUCUGGAACGGGGCGGUGAUGUUGCACGUCCACAAGUUCGUCGGCCGCGUCAUCAGCAACGUGUUGAUCUGGGACUUCUUGUUGGUCCCCGGGUUCUACCUCGCCAUCUACAACGACUGGGCCAUUGGCUUGUCGCUGUCGUACCUUAUGUUUGCCCUUGGUGUCGGCCAAAUCUUCACCAAGACGUUCGCCCUCCAGUGGAUCUUUGCCUACAUCAUCUCGGCGUUGUUGUUCGUCGCCUCCGCCGUGGUGGCGUUCACCGGCUCUCCCGAAGUGAUCGAGGAAGAAUCGGCUCCGUUGUUGACUGCUUAG